UUUGACUAAACCUUCCUCACCUAAAUUAUCUUUGUUCAAUUCUUCAAAUUUUUUUAUUUUUUUUUUUCUCUUUCUUUCUCCCACUUGUAUUAUAUCACAAAAUUUUCAACAACCCACUAAUAAAACCCCCUUCUUAGCCCUUCUUUCCCACCCUACUCAAAUCCUCAUUCCACAUUUUUUUUUUUCUUUCUCCUAAAUUCAAUUAAUUCUCUCCCCUCUUUUUUCUCCUCAACAAACUAUAUAUUCAUCAACAACUACUACUCCCUAAGCCGCCUUUUCCUCCUUGUUUCUUGGGAAUAUAAUUAUAUAAUUAUAGUUAUAAUCAAAAAGAAAUAUAUUUGUAUAGAAAGGAUACCAUAAAAACAAGCAAAGGGUAAGCAAAAGAGAAGAAAUGAGAAAACCAACGGAGAUCCAAGAUAACGAGACAGGAUCCGAUGCGGGAGGGAGCAGCGUACACUCGCAAUCCCGAGUAACUUUCAGCGGUCCAUUAAAUUCACCAAAAAAACGUAAUAAUAGCAGUAAAAGAUUCAACAACAACAACAAAGACGAUGAUAAUGAGUACGUGGAAAUCACGCUUGAUGUCCGAGACGACACUGUUUCGGUGCAAGAUAUUAAGGGUGCUGUUGGUGAUCAAGAAGCUGCGUUACUUACUAGCCACUUAGAGAGGCAGCGCCCUCACACGCUUACCUCGCAACUUUCUGCUAAGAUUAAGCAAGUCUCUAGGGAGCUUAAGCGUGUUACUUCUUCUAAUCGCUCUGGUUUUCGCCAACUCGAUCGGACUAAGACCACCGCCGCGCGUGCUCUUAAGGGGUUGCAGUUUUUGAAUAAGAGUGUUGGUAAUGAAGGGUGGGCUCAGGUUGAGGGCCGCUUUGAGAAAUUGCAAGUUGAUGGGUUGCUUCUUCGGUCCCGCUUCGGCCAGUGCAUCGGAAUGAAUGAAAAGGAGUUUGCCGGGGAAUUAUUUGAUGCAUUAGCGCGUAGAAGAGGGAUUGUUACGGGAACAAUUACGAAGACUCAAUUGCGUGAUUUUUGGGAACAGUUAGCUGAUCAGAGUUUUGAUGCUCGAAUUCAAACUUUCUUUGACAUGGUGGACAAGGAUGAAGAUGGCAGGAUUACAGAAGACGAGGUCAAACAGAUUAUCUCGCUAAGUGCGUCAGCCAAUAAGCUGUCGACGAUUCAAGAUCAUGCUGAGGAAUAUGCUGCCCUUAUCAUGGAAGAGCUUGAUCCUGAUGGCCUUGGUUUCAUUGAGAUCCAUAACUUGGAAAUGCUCUUGGUUCAAGCGCCAACACACUCAAACACCACGGUCACAGAUAGCCGUAAUCUGAGCAAAUUGCUUAGCCAAAAGCUUGUUCCGACUAAGGAGCCCAACCCCAUCAAGCGUGGUGCUAGUAGGCUCACUUACUUUGUCGAGGACAACUGGAAGAGAAUAUGGGUUAUUCUUUUAUGGCUUGGCAUUUGUGCUGGUCUCUUCACUUGGAAGUUCAUUCAAUACAAGAAUCGUUACGUGUUUCAUGUCAUGGGAUAUUGUGUCACUUUUGCCAAGGGUGCCGCUGAGACCCUCAAAUUCAACAUGGCCCUCAUCCUUUUACCUGUCUGUAGGAACACCAUUACCUGGCUUAGGAGCAGAACUAAGCUAGGGAUGGCAGUGCCCUUUGACGACAACAUUAAUUUCCAUAAGGUUAUAGCCCUUGGUGUCGGGGUUGGGGUUGCUAUCCACGUGAUAUGCCAUCUUACAUGUGACUUCCCAAGGCUGCUACACGCAUCAGAUGAGGCCUAUGCCCCACUUGGAAAGUACUUUGGGGAAAGGAGACCUCCAAACUACUGGUGGUUUGUCAAGGGAAAGGAAGGAUGGACCGGGAUCAUCAUGGUAGUCUUAAUGGCCAUCGCGUUCAUCUUAGCUCAACCUUGGUUCCGGAGGAAUAAACUUAAGCUGCCUAAGGCUCUCAAGAAACUUACUGGGUUCAAUGCCUUUUGGUAUUCUCACCAUCUGUUCGUCAUAGUCUAUGCCCUCCUGUUAGUCCACGGGUGGUUCCUCUACCUCAGCAAGGAAUGGUACAAGAAAACGACAUGGAUGUAUCUUGCUGUGCCCGUCCUAUUAUACGCGUUUGAGAGACUGAUUAGGGCACUCCGGUCUGGUUACAAGUCAGUACAGAUAUCAAAGGUCGCGGUAUACCCUGGGAAUGUACUAUCAUUGCAAAUGACAAAACCUCAGAAUUUCAGAUACACCAGUGGACAGUACAUAUUUGUAAACUGUGCUGAGGUUUCUCCUUUCGAAUGGCAUCCAUUCUCUCUGACUUCGGCUCCAGGGGACGAUUACAUAAGCGUUCACAUUCGAACAUUAGGUGACUGGACCUCUCAGCUGAGAACACUCUUCUCCAAGUUAUGUCAACCUCCCAGAAGCAGUGAUCAGAGUGGCCUUCUCAGAGCUGAUAUUAAUUGUGGACCUAUUCCGAGAAUGCCAAGACUUAAGAUUGAUGGUCCAUAUGGAGCACCAGCUCAAGACUAUAAAAAUUACGACGUCCUCUUACUAGUAGGUCUUGGAAUUGGGGCAACACCGUUGAUCAGUAUAGUCAAGGAUGUGCUCUACCACCUCAAGCAACAAAAAGAGGUUGAGAGGGGAAUGAGUCCUGAAGAUAGGAGGAGGCCAUUCAAUGUGAAACGGGUGUAUUUCUAUUGGGUGACUCGAGAACAAGGGUCAUUUGAGUGGUUCAGGAGUGUGAUGAAUGAGGUGGCUGAGAAUGACCAAGAACAUGUGAUCGAACUUCAUAACUAUUGCACAAGUGUCUACGAAGAAGGGGAUGCAAGGUCAGCCUUGAUCGCUAUGCUUCAGUCCCUACACCAUGCUAAGAAUGGUAUGGAUAUCGUGUCUGGGACUCGAGUGAAGACUCAUUUUGCUAGGCCUAAUUGGAGGGCUGUUUUCAAGCAUGUUACUGUUAACCACACUGAGAAAAGAGUUGGGGUGUUCUAUUGUGGUGCACCUGGUUUAACUCAGCAACUGAGAAAUUUAUCUCAAGAUUUUUCGAGGAAAACAUCUACCAAGUUUGAUUUCCACAAGGAGAAUUUUUGAGAGGUUUUCAUUACAUUGGACACCCAUAUAUUCCCAACAAAUCCAAGUAAAUAUAUACAAAACCACGUAUUCUAUAUAUUCUUUGAUUUUUAGGUCAGGAUUUGUUCACUCUUUUUCUUGCUAAUAAUUUUAUUAGAGUCGAGGACUACUUGCCAUUUUACCAGUCUUAGUCCAAAAUGUAAUAUAUCCGUAAUAAAUCAGUGAUAUUAUGAAUUUAUUAGUUGUUGUGGUCACUUUACUCUGUAGAAAAAUGGUCAUAUGUAUGUAAUACAUUGAUUGGAAUUAGAGCACAUUGUAUCAAAAGCCUGACCCUUUUGAAAUAGUUUCAAAUUUUAUAGUC
Molecule: messenger RNA, 3404 nt
Organism: Chenopodium quinoa (quinoa)
Lineage: Eukaryota; Viridiplantae; Streptophyta; Magnoliopsida; Caryophyllales; Amaranthaceae
Product: respiratory burst oxidase homolog protein B-like
Exons: 11
Coding region: 392-3064 (890 amino acids)
Cellular component (GO): plasma membrane
Molecular function (GO): NAD(P)H oxidase H2O2-forming activity; calcium ion binding; peroxidase activity
Source: RefSeq, a predicted model, not a curated record